AGGAAAUCUCUACCGUUGCGUCUGGGCAAACAUGUCGCUGCUUCCAUGAGGUUAAGACAUCGUUGGUGGCUGGCUUGUCUAGAAUCCGCAAUACUUGACAAAAGGGUCUCUCGCUUUCCCAAUCAGAGGCCUUGACACAUCUUUACAGGGGGAGUGACGAGCGAUCGAGUUCCUUCUCGUCUUCCCACGACAUGGAUACUUCUAUCUCAGGACUUCAACAACAACAUUUAGAAGAUCUCGAAAAACUGACUCUAGUAACUCAGCCCUUUAGGACCUUGAAGCUAUUCAUCUUGGCUAUUGUUCAGUCCCUUAAAGGAUUGGCAGCCUACCUUCUCGCUAAAGGUGGCUUGCUAAUGCUUCUCAGUAUCAGUGCAGCCGCUCUUGCUAUACUGCUGUUGGUGUUAGAUGGAUCCCACAGCAAGCACUUUGAAGAGUUGUAUAGGUACAUCCAGUUUGGAUUAUGGUGGAUAGCACUUGGAGUUGCAUCUUCAAUUGGUCUGGGAUCGGGUCUGCAUACUUUUGUCCUUUACCUAGGUCCUCACGUUGCUCUGUUCACGAUUAAAGCAAUGCAAUGUGGGCGCAUUGAUUUGAAAAGUGCCCCAUAUGACACGAUACGGUUGAAGACUGGUCCGUCAUGGCUCGAUAAGGAGUGCUCCGAAUUUGGUCCCCCAUUAUUUGAACUGAUGAAUGGUGUACGAGUCCCCCUUUUCAGCAUACUACCUCAGGUUCAGGUAGAAGCUGUCCUAUGGGGCAUUGGGACUGCACUCGGAGAGCUUCCUCCAUAUUUUAUCUCCAGGGCAGCUCGAUUAUCUGGUAAUGACCUGGAGACCAUGGAACAACUGAAUGAUUCCUCAAGUAAAGACGGAGGAAUCAUUUCAAGCCACCUCAGACAAAUCCAAAACUGGUUCCUUUCUCAUUCUGAGCAUUUGAACUUCCGCACAAUCUUAGCGCUUGCUUCAGUGCCAAAUCCUCUCUUUGACCUUGCUGGGAUCAUGUGCGGUCAAUUCGGGGUUCCAUUUUGGAAGUUCUUUCUGGCAACUGUGAUCGGGAAAGCAAUCAUUAAAACCCAUAUCCAGACAAUCUUUAUAAUAUCAGUAAGCAAUAACCAGCUGCUACACUGGGUCGAGAAUAAGCUAAUUUGGGUCCUGAGCUUUGUACCGGGCCUGGCUCCUUUCUUGCCCAGCAUGGUAAACCGACUUAAUGCUGUCAGAAACAAGUAUCUGACUGGACCCUCUCCCGCGAACUCCAACACAAAGGUGAAGAAAUGGGAUCUCUCCUUGGCUUCAAUAUGGAACACCGUGGUCUGGCUUAUGCUCAUCAACUUCUUCUCGAAGAUCGUGACUGCCACCGCUCAGAAGUACCUGAAGGAACAGCAGCAGAAGGAGAUUGAUAGGCUCAACAAAUUACACCCACAGGCUGUCUCGACUCAGUGAAAGCCCUCGAGGAAGUCGCCACUUCAAAGUAGAGGUAUGAAGUCAGAGCCUCGUCAGUCGGGAUCAUGCCUGUUGCAAAUGCCUACUUCAAAGCGGCGUAUGGUAAAUUGACCAUGGCUAAGUCAAUAGAUUAGGGGGAGGCGAAGGAAAUUUGAAAGACCAGAAAGUUUGGCAUCUGCUGUCUGUCGGGGAGCAAUGAGUAGAUCACUAUUCUUUUGGAUCUUAUAAUCAUAUCAUCAUUUGUAUAUAUAGCUGAUAUUCGAAUAUUCCGGGGUAAUAUUCACUAGAUUGCUACGUAGAAAAUCGAAGAUGUUUUCAAUUUAAUAUUUAAUUUAAUACUAAUUAAAUAUGACGCUCGAUUAAUGUUUUCUAGUUUUAAUCA
Molecule: messenger RNA, 1815 nt
Organism: Punica granatum (pomegranate)
Lineage: Eukaryota; Viridiplantae; Streptophyta; Magnoliopsida; Myrtales; Lythraceae
Source: RefSeq, a predicted model, not a curated record